Drosophila virilis is the source of this 3657-nucleotide messenger RNA. Its product is annotated as protein transport protein Sec24C-like. Gene Ontology annotation, molecular function: SNARE binding; zinc ion binding. Gene Ontology annotation, cellular component: COPII vesicle coat; endoplasmic reticulum exit site. Gene Ontology annotation, biological process: endoplasmic reticulum to Golgi vesicle-mediated transport; intracellular protein transport; COPII-coated vesicle cargo loading. The record is from RefSeq and is a predicted model, not a curated record. Lineage: Eukaryota; Metazoa; Arthropoda; Insecta; Diptera; Drosophilidae.
GCAGCCUCAGCAACAACAACAACAACAGCAGCCUCAGCAAACAACAACAAUAUGGCGCUGCGGUGACGUCCGCUCAGCAGCCCUAUGUGAAUGGCAACUACCAGCAGUUGGCCACGUCGAUGAGCGGCUUGAGUGUGAGUGGUAAUCCUCUGAGCCUGCACAGCCGUCGCUUCCUAUGCCCUCGGUUGGAGUUGGAGCUGCUGCACCGCCGGGCUCAUACAAUCAGUUUAACUCGAACGCGCCGCCAACGUCGCAGCCAUUGCCUCCGGCCGGAUCAGGCUUAAGCUUCAACAAUAACAACAAUGCAUACGCGGCAGCCUAUGCAAAUGGCUCAACAGUUCCAUCUCCGGCACCUCCCGUGUCUGCAGCUGGAGGAGCAGCAGCGCCACCGCCGUCGCUGUAUCCACCCACAUCAGCGGCGCCUACUUCUGUUCCGCCUGCAUUGGCACCUGCACCUAUGCCGCAAAGUGUGCCCAGCGGCAUCAACCAGAUGACACUCAACAGCGCCAAUUUGGCGGGUUUGCCACACAUGCCACCACCAAAACCAGCUGGACAACAGCUGCCACCAACAUCCAUCGCCGCUGCGCAGCCGCCACCACCAACAGCUCAGCCAGCUUAUCCACGACCUGGUCAACCGCUGCAGCCACCCGGCAGCGCUGCUCCAGGCACGUUCGCGCAAUCUGGCAUGCCACCUCAGCCGGCCGCGGCUGGUGGCCCAUAUGGAGUACCACCGCCUGGAAACUAUCCAGGCGGCUAUGCCGGGCAACCAAAUGCUGCAUUCCAAGGCGCACCACCGCUACCAGGUCAGCAGCCAGCGCCGCCACAGCCUCAACAAUUUGGCGCAGCUCCGCCUCCAGCAGUCGGCUUUCCGCCACAACCAGGGCAACAGUUGCAACAGCCGUCCAUGCCUGGCUAUCCGCCACAGCCAAUGCCCGGAUAUCCACCCCAGCCUGGACAACAGCCACAACAGCCAAUGCCCGGCUAUCCGCCCCAGCCUGGCACCUAUCCGGGACAACCAGGACCCGGUCGUCCUGGCUACAAUCAGCCACCCAUGCCGGGCGCUGGCAAUAUGUACCAACAGGCACCGCCGCGUCGCCUAGAUCCCGAUCAAAUGCCAAAUCCCAUACAGGUGAUGAUUGAAAAUCAGCAAGCCGCUGGAGGUCCAUUUGUGACCAAUCAGGCUGGCCUAUUGCCGCCGCUGGUGACCACGAAGUUUGUCGUCCACGAUCAGGGCAAUUCCUCGCCGCGCUUUAUACGCUCCUCUCUCUACUGUAUACCCAAUACGGGCGAUCUGCUCAAGACGACGGCACUGCCACUAACGCUCAACAUUUCACCGCUGGCGCGCAUUGGCCAGGGUGAAAUGGAGCCGCCAAUAGUGAAUUUUGGUGACAUGGGUCCCAUACGGUGCAAUCGUUGCAAGGCCUACAUGUCGCCCAAUAUGCAAUUCGUGGAUGCAGGUCGACGUUUCCAGUGCCUCAUGUGCAAGGUCACAACGGAAGUGCAUCCGGACUACUAUCAGCACUUGGACCACACCGGGCAGCGAGUGGAUAAGCAUGAGCGACCGGAGCUGCUUCUGGGUACUUACGAGUUUCUAGCUACCAAGGAUUACUGUCGCAACAAUACGGCUCCUGAGGUGCCGGCGUUUAUUUUCAUCAUAGACGUCUCGUACAAUACGAUCAAAUCUGGCUUAGUGCAUUUGCUUUGCUCGCAAAUAAAGCACAUACUCAAACAUUUGCCUGUGGACCAGGGUCAGGACAAGUCGAAGGUGCGCGUCGGCUUCAUAACCUACAACAGCACUGUGCACUUCUACAAUAUCAAGAGUAGCUUGGCGCAGCCUCAGAUGAUGGUUGUGGGCGAUGUGCAGGAAAUGUUUAUGCCGCUACUUGAUGGUUUCCUUUGCCAUCCAGAGGAAUCGGCGGCCGUGAUCGAUGCACUAAUGGAGGAAAUACCGCGCAUGUUUGUAGACACCAAGGAAACAGAAACUAUACUAUAUCCAGCUAUACAGGCUGGUCUAGAAGCCCUGAAGGCAUCCAAUGCCUCUGGCAAGCUUUUGGUAUUCAACUCAACGCUGCCCAUCGCCGAAGCGCCUGGCAAGCUCAAGAACCGUGAUGAUCGCAAACUGCUUGGCACAGACAAGGAGAAGACGGUUCUGACGCCGCAAACGACUGCGUACAAUCAGCUUGGACAGGAAUGUGUGCAGCAAGGCUGCUCCGUUGAUCUGUUUGUGUUCAAUAACGCCUACAUUGAUAUUGCCACCAUUGGCCAAGUGUCGCGUCUGACGGGUGGUGAGGUUUAUAAGUACACAUACUUUCAAGCGGAACUCGAUGGCAAACGUCUUAUUGAGGACAUCAUUAAAAACGUAUCGCGUCCGAUUGCUUUUGAUGCAGUGAUGCGCGUUCGAACCUCUGCGGGCGUUAGACCCACCGAGUUCUUUGGCCACUUCUACAUGACUAACACCACCGACGUGGAGCUGGCAAGCAUUGAUGCAACCAAGUCGGUGAGCAUUGAGAUCAAGCAUGAUGAUAAGCUGCCGCCGGAAGAGAACGUCUAUAUUCAGGUAGCGUUGUUGUAUACAUCGUGCAGUGGCCAGAGACGUCUGCGCAUAUUGAAUUUGGCGCUGCGCGUAACCGUAACCAUAGCAGAUGUGUUCAAGAGCUGCGACUUGGACGCCAUGAUGCUUUUCUUUGCGAAGCAAGCGUGCUUUAAGCUGAUGGAGCACUCGCCAAAACAGGUCAAGGACAAUCUCAUACAGCGAUCGGCGCAGAUUCUGGCCUGCUAUCGCAAGCACUGCACAUCUCCGACAUCAGCUGGCCAGCUGAUACUGCCCGAGUGCCUCAAGCUAUUGCCAUUGUACUCAUCGUGUUUGCUGAAGAACGAUGCCGUCUCUGGUGGAUCUGAUAUGACCCUGGAUGAUCGCUCCUAUGUCAUACAAUUUGUGCUGGCCAUGGAUUUGAAUAUGUCCGUCAACUAUUUAUAUCCACGCUUCAUUCUACACAAUGUGGACCCUGACGAGACGUCGCUACCAACGCCAGUGCGCUGCACACAUGAAAAGAUCACCGAGGACGGUGCUUACAUACUGGAGAACGGUGUCCAUCUCUUCAUCUGGCUGGGCCAGUCCCUGUCGUCCACAUUUGUGCAAUCUGUUUUCGGAGUCCAAUGCACGCAGCAGGUAAAUGCCGAACGUUUCGCUAUCACCGCCGAUACGCCGCUGGCACGACGCAUUACAGAUAUCAUCGAUCAGAUUAUGGACGAACGUACUCGAUACAUGCGGGUCACAUGUGUGCGGCAGAACGAUAAACUGGAGAGCGUAUUUCGGCAUUUUCUUAUCGAGGAUCGCGGCACAGAUGGCUCUGCUAGCUAUGUGGAUUUCCUUUGCCACAUGCACAAGGAGAUCAAGGACCUGUUAAGUUAGCACGUAGGCAACACGUACAAAUCGCCGGCUGUCAGCAGCAUUGCAACUGACGAGCGCUGGUCCAGAAGCUAUUCGCAGAAUCGGGCGCGCAUGCGUCGCCUCUCACUGAACAGUCGUCGGUUUAAAUGAGCGUGUUGACAUAUUUAUAGCAUAGAGCAGAUUAAACUUCAAUUAUACAUACAUAUAUACAUAUAUAUAAACAUAUAUCUGCGACAUCAUUUCGCGAGUUACAAAUCUUCCAUUAA